ACUCUUUUCAAAACAAGUUGCGCUAAAUCGCGGCAGGCCUGCACCGCCUAGUGCCGAGACGGCCGAUUUUUAGAAUACUUACACCUACCAAAUCUAAAUUAUAGCAUCAACGGUAUUUUCAGGUGUAUGCAUAUUUAAAUGGAACAGUUCAAAAACGUUCAGACUUUUAGGCCGAUCGAGCAGAGCAUUGAUCUGCUCACCUGAAAUUAUGCGACGGCUCUCGAGCACAUUCCCUUCCGUCAAGUUCCAGAACCCUAACCCCCCAAAAUUAUCAUUACCCUCCUCGCUAUCCCUGUCGAUCAAAUCAGAAGCAUCCUCGAGCUCUCCGUCCAAAUCAAAAUCAAAACCAAAAUCUUGGUCUGUGUAUCUCAUUCUUUCCACUAAUUCCCCAAUCAAAACCUACGUCGGCGUCACCACCGAUUUCUCUCGCCGUUUGAAACAACAUAAUGGCGAGCUCAAAGGUGGUGCAAAAGCAUCUAGUGCUGGAAGACCAUGGAUUUGUGCUUGCCUAAUACAUGGUUUUAAGGGCCAAAGUGAAGGGAUGAUUGAUCAGGAGCUCCUUCCAUGACGAUUAUUUGGAUGUGAAAAAAUGUCUAGUUAGCUGUUAACUUAAGGGGAUACCUUAGGAUCGGGAGCUCUUUAGUGGAUGAAUUUUCAAAGAGUUUUUCAAGAACUAGAGUGGGAGGGAUGAGCAUUUUGUCCCCCGGUUUUUAUGUGGUGGGAUUAGCUCUAGUGUGGAGUCUUUUUAUGUAGCUCUAAGGGGUUUCGUCCACUUAUGAUUAGUGACUCAUUUUUCAUGCAAAUUUUGUGUAAGAUCCUAAUGAAACUUGAUAUCAUAUUUUAUGAUUUACUAAACUGUACGCAAAAGGAAUGGUUAAUCAGAUUUAGCUUUUUUCUCUGCAAUUAUGAUCCUUUUAUGUAAGCUAAGCUCCACAUCCUCAACGCAAACAGACCAAGUAACUCUUUGUUUUCUGUUGUAGCUUGCGAGUUCGAAUCAAAAUGGAAAACUUUAUCAAGGCGUUUGCCUCGGAAAAGAAAGAAA
Pyrus x bretschneideri (Chinese white pear) is the source of this 1042-nucleotide messenger RNA. RefSeq names its product structure-specific endonuclease subunit slx1. Gene Ontology annotation, cellular component: Slx1-Slx4 complex. The record is from RefSeq and is a predicted model, not a curated record. Gene Ontology annotation, molecular function: 5'-flap endonuclease activity; crossover junction DNA endonuclease activity. Gene Ontology annotation, biological process: double-strand break repair via homologous recombination. The transcript is spliced from 3 exons. NCBI's taxonomy places the organism in Eukaryota, Viridiplantae, Streptophyta, Magnoliopsida, Rosales, Rosaceae. Bases 209 to 568 code for a protein of 119 amino acids.